Messenger RNA from Lachnellula hyalina, 243 nucleotides. RefSeq lists its product as uncharacterized. The transcript has 3 exons. NCBI's taxonomy places the organism in Eukaryota, Fungi, Ascomycota, Leotiomycetes, Helotiales, Lachnaceae. The coding region runs from base 1 to 243 and encodes 80 amino acids. The record is from RefSeq and is a predicted model, not a curated record.
AUGUCCGGCCUUCCUAUACCUGGAUUUGGACCUCCUAUCUGUUUCCAAUGUGGCACAGAUCAGAACCCUUGUCAUUGCAAAGUAAUAGGACCAACGCUAGGGUUUUUCUCAACCGUUGUUCUUGCCAUUGUUUGCUGGCCAGCCUCGCUAUUCUGUGGGUGCGGUAUGACAGAGACUGGAAAGAAAAUGUUGGGAGCUCCCGUACAACUGAGUGGGAAAAUUAAUAACGCUAUACCUAUAUGA